AUGGCCGGCGUUCCUUCGACCGCGUCGGAGCAGGCUUGCGAUGCUUGCCGAAAGCAGAAGAAGAAGUGCAAUCUCGCGACCCCAGCAUGCUCACGAUGUGCUCGACUGGGGCUGACUUGCGUUGGCGCUGGACGUCGACGAUACGUCUUCAAGGAGCACAAGUCGUUCAAACGUAAACCGCGCAGCACGGCGGCAACACCACAGCCGCAAACCCCAAGGUGCUCGACAGUCAGCCCGGCGCCCACGAACGAGUUGACUCUACUCAUUGCCACGUUUCUUGAUACGAUCAAACCAUCGACUCCUGUACGGUUCAAUCUCGCCGACACUCUCGGUCCCUUCCUCCGUGUCUUGCCUCAACGCCUAGGCGGAAAUCGUGCUCUGGAUGCAGCAACGCGAGCAUUGGUCUCCGUGCAUUCAAGCGUCUGCAAAGGGCGACCGGGAGACGCAAAGACAUCGAGGCUUUAUUCAGAGGGUCUUGCUGCAUUGCGGCUCUGCUUAUGCAUUCCAUCAGAGGCCAGCUCGAUCGAGACCGUGUGCGCGGUAUUAUUGUUGACCUUCUGUGCGAAAUUCGGUGGCUUCGGUGGACAGCACUGGACCAGUCAUUGCAAUGGUGCGGUUCAGCUGCUCCGACUGCGGCACAAUCGCGAGUCCCGCGACGACUUUGAAGUCCAGGUCUUGCAAUCCUUGCGCGGCUCCGUGAUUUGCGAGGUCCUCUUCAACCGUGAAACCCUCAUGAACCCUUGGAAAUGGAACGACUUUGAAAGAUUGCUCUUCCCCGACGACUUCAGCCCAGACUGGCAGAAUCCCCUCACGAUUCUCGGACAGAUACCCAGAUUCAUCCAGAUGUCACAGUGUAUUGGACGCGAUAGUGGCCACAUAGGCAUGCUCAGACGGCGCAUCGAAACUGCAUAUGGCAUCAUGAGACGAGCCGAGAGCGUCCUCGCGCUGCAAAGAGCCAUGAAUGAACCAGAUCCAGGCUUGGAAAGAGCAGCGAAAUAUGCCUGUACGCUGUCAGUGUGCUGCAUGCUGAACUGUAUGGUGCGGACCUUUCGGUUCGACGAAUUGCUCAUCCUCAAAGAGGCGGAAGAGCUUGUGGAUUCGUCCUUGCAGCUGGUGGACGAGAUGGAUGCUUACCGUCCAUUACGGGCGAGUUUCAUCUCCCUGAACUUGUACACGGCCUGGAUGUGCACGAACGAGCCGUCGAAAAAGAGGCGUCUCGAACAGGCGAUUUGGCAGUUUUCCAGCGACUUCAGACCUCUGAACCCGGCGGAUCGCCCUCAACUGAUUUCGUUGCUUUGGGAUCUGUCUGCAGACAUGCACCUGAGUACCGCAUCCUGGAAACCGUCGGCAAACGUGCUCGAUAUAGGGAGUCAGUAUGCAGCUCUCACAACGUUUCAAACGAGGCAGUUUUCCGAGAGUCUCAGACCCGGCCUUUGGUAA
Messenger RNA from Zasmidium cellare ATCC 36951, 1440 nucleotides. RefSeq lists its product as uncharacterized. Gene Ontology annotation, molecular function: DNA-binding transcription factor activity, RNA polymerase II-specific; zinc ion binding. The record is from RefSeq and is a predicted model, not a curated record. Bases 1 to 1440 code for a protein of 479 amino acids. The transcript has 4 exons. Gene Ontology annotation, biological process: regulation of DNA-templated transcription. Lineage: Eukaryota; Fungi; Ascomycota; Dothideomycetes; Mycosphaerellales; Mycosphaerellaceae.